Messenger RNA from Neurospora hispaniola, 3993 nucleotides. RefSeq lists its product as uncharacterized. Gene Ontology annotation, molecular function: ATP binding; ATP hydrolysis activity; protein binding. Gene Ontology annotation, cellular component: chromosome. Lineage: Eukaryota; Fungi; Ascomycota; Sordariomycetes; Sordariales; Sordariaceae. The record is from RefSeq and is a predicted model, not a curated record. Gene Ontology annotation, biological process: chromosome organization. The coding region runs from base 219 to 3758 and encodes 1179 amino acids. The transcript is spliced from 4 exons.
GGGCAGACGGGCACGUGCAGACGUGAAUGCAGGGCGCCCAGUCCUGGCCCACACCCCGCCCUUCCCCCAAACCCUGUGGUGCCUGAGAAAAGUAAACAAACGUUGGGUCCAUCUUCCGAUCUUGUUGCAAUUGUUCGGGCAGGCGCGGGCGUUUCUUACAGCAGCGCCAAAGUCCGAACCACCACGAUCCCUGGGCCAAAAACCACGACAACGCCAGAAUGAGGGUUACCGAAGUCAUUAUCGACGGCUUCAAGUCGUACGCCGUUAGAACGGUAAUUUCGGGAUGGGACGAGAGCUUCAACUCCAUUACCGGCCUCAACGGCAGCGGUAAAUCCAACAUCCUCGACGCCAUCUGCUUCGUCCUCGGUAUCACCAAUAUGUCAACAGUCCGCGCUCAAAACCUGCAGGAUCUUAUCUACAAACGAGGCCAAGCCGGCGUCACGAAGGCCAGCGUCACAAUAGUGUUCGACAAUAGAGACAAGAAAAAGUCACCAAUCGGAUUCGAGGAGUAUGCGACCAUUAGCGUUACCCGCCAAAUCGUGCUCGGAGGCACUUCAAAAUACCUGAUCAACGGUCAUCGUGCGCAGCAACAAACCGUACAGAACCUCUUCCAAUCGGUUCAACUCAAUAUCAACAACCCCAACUUCCUCAUCAUGCAGGGCCGCAUCACAAAAGUUUUGAAUAUGAAGGCCGUUGAAAUCCUGGCCAUGAUCGAGGAGGCAGCUGGCACAAGGAUGUUCGAGGACAGGAGGGACAAAGCACUCAAGACGAUGGCCAAGAAGGAGAUGAAGUUACAGGAGAUCAAAGAACUCUUGCGGGAUGAGAUCGAACCGAAACUGGAGAAGCUACGAACCGAAAAGCGCGCAUUCCUCGACUUUCAGCAAACUCAAAACGACCUGGAGCGAUUAACAAGGCUCGUGGUGGCGCACGAUUACGUAAGGUGUCAGGAGAAGCUACAACAGUCAGCAUCGGAUCUUGAGACGAAGAAGCAGCGCCAGAAAGAACUUGAGGAAUCUGCUAUCCGGCUGAAAAAUGAGAUAUCCCAUCUGGAGGAGGACUUACAACGGGUUAAGGCACAGCGCGACAAGGAGUUACGAAAAGGUGGCAAGGCGCAAGCCCUGGAAGAAGCAGUGAAGAAGCACGCCAACGAGCUGGUAAGGCUUGCUACUGUUGUGGAUUUGAAGAAGAGCAGUAUGAAGGAGGAGCAAGAACGGAGGAAAGCUGGAGAGAAGAACGUUGCCGACCUGGAAGCGGCGCUGAAGGAAAAGACGAAGACGUACGAGAAGAUCAAGGCGAAAUACGAUGCCGCCAAGGAGACGCUUGAAAAGCAGAGGCAAGAAGCUGACACCAAGGAAGAGCUGCUACAAACCCUGCAAACUGGUGUUGCGUCCAAGGAAGGACAGGAGAACGGUUACCAAGGACAACUACAAGACGCGAGAAACAGGGCCACGGCUGCGGCAACUGAACAAGAGCAGGCAAAGAUCAAAAUCGUCCAUCUGGAGAAGCGAAUCAAAGAGGAAGAACCCCGGGCCAGGAAAGCCAAAGAGCAAAACGCCGGCUUGCUGAAGGAUCUCGAUGGCCUGAAAGCCCAGGCUCAGAGGCUUGAGAAGGAGCUUGGAAAGCUUGGGUUCCAACCCGGGACGGAGGAAGAAAUGUACAAGCAGGAAAGCUCGCUCCAGCAGACUAUCCGCAAUCUCGGGCAAGAAUCCGAUGCGCUUAAACGCAAGGUGGCAAAUAUCGACUUCAACUACGCCGAUCCAGUCCCAAACUUUGAUCGAUCAAAAGUGAAAGGGCUAGUCGCGCAACUCUUUUCAUUACCCAAAGAGUAUAUGGAAGCUGGAACAGCGCUGGAGAUCUGCGCUGGAGGCCGUCUAUACAACGUGGUUGUUGACACCGAAGUCACUGGCACACAACUACUGCAAGGCGGUAGAUUGCGAAAGAGGGUUACCAUUAUUCCCUUGAACAAGAUCUCUGCUUUCAAGGCUUCUGCACAAACGAUUGCCAAUGCGCAACGAAUCGCUCCAGGAAAAGUGCACCUAGCUUUGUCCCUAGUUGGGUACGACGAUGAAGUGUCAGCGGCAAUGGACUAUGUCUUUGGAAAUACGCUCAUUUGCGCUGAUGCAGACACAGCCAAGAGGGUGACGUUCGAUCCAAAUGUCCGCAUGAGGAGCAUCACAGUGGAGGGUGAUUCGUACGAUCCAUCUGGUACACUAUCGGGUGGAAGUGCACCCAACUCGAGCGGCGUUUUGGUUACUUUGCAGAAGCUCAAUGAAAUCAAUCGGCAGCUAAAGGAAGCAGAGACCGCCCUCAAUGAGCUGCGCGGCCAAAUUUACCGGGAAAAAACGAAACUUGACCAAGCAAAGAGAAUCAAGCAAGAACUUGACCUCAAAGCCCAUGAGAUCAAGCUAGCGGAGGAGCAAAUUGGCGGCAACUCAUCGUCGUCGAUCAUCCAAGAGAUUGCAAAUAUGAAGGAAACAAUAGUCCAACUCAAGCAGUCGAUCAUGGAGGCCAAGCAGCGACAAGCGGAAGCCACCGCCGAAGCCAAAAGAAUCGAAAAGGACAUGAAGGACUUUGACAAUAAUAAAGACGCCAAGCUUGUGGAGCUGCAAGCUUCAGUCGACAAGCUACGUGCGUCCCUGGACAAGAUGUCUGUUACUAACAAGGCGUUGCAAAAAGAGCUUCAGGAGGCGCAACUGGACUCCGAGCAGGUUGCUGCGGAUCUCGCAGCUGCGCGGGAGCAGGUUCAAGAUAUCGACGUUGCUCUCAAAGCCCAACAAGAGGAGAUCGACGACAUCGUGAAGCAAGGAACAGUCCUUCAAGAGACCCACGACGCCGUCCUAGCACAGCUGGAAGAUGAACGGACCAAACUGCAUGUGUAUGACGACGAGCUCCGGGCUUUGGAAGAUGCUACCAGAUCCAAGAAUGCUCGAAUCGCCGAGGAGGGGCUUGAACUGCAGAAGCUCGGUCACCAGAUCGAGAAGUUCCACAAGGAGCAGCAGCAAGCCGCGCAGACAGCCUCACACAUGGAGCGCGAGCACGACUGGAUCGCCGAGACCAAGGACCAAUUUGGCCGGCCCGGAACGCUCUACGACUUCAAGGGCCAGAAUAUCGCCGAGUGCAAGUCCACGCUGCGGAACCUGACGGAGCGUAGCCAGGGCCUGCGCAAAAAGAUCAACCCAAAGGUGAUGAACAUGAUCGACAGCGUCGAGAAGAAGGAGGUGUCGCUCAAGCACAUGAUGCGUACCGUCAUCCGCGACAAGCGCAAGAUUGAGGAAACCAUUCUUAGUCUGGACGACUACAAGAAGAAGGCGCUGCAGGAGACGUGGGAGAAGGUCAAUGCCGACUUUGGACAGAUCUUUGCCGAGCUGUUGCCGGGCAGUUUCGCCAAGCUGGAUCCUCCCGAAGGCAAGACCAUCAGCGAGGGCUUGGAAGUCAAGGUGCAGCUUGGUAAAGUGUGGAAGCAGAGCCUUACCGAGUUGAGCGGUGGUCAAAGAUCCCUAAUCGCCCUCUCCCUCAUCAUGGCUCUGCUCCAGUUCAAGCCCGCGCCCAUGUACAUUCUCGAUGAAGUCGAUGCGGCGCUCGACCUGUCGCACACGCAGAACAUUGGCCGCCUGAUCAAGACCCGGUUCAAGGGCUCGCAGUUCAUCGUCGUCAGUCUCAAAGACGGCAUGUUCCAGAACGCCAACCGCAUCUUCCGGACGAGAUUCAGCGAGGGAACGAGCAUGGUGCAGGCGCUCACGCCGGCGGAUUUGAAGUGACAUGUUCAUCUUUUAGGCAAAUAGACUUGUAUGAUCAAAGGCUGGGAUUGGAAUACCGAAGGGCGGAGGAAAAAGAAGCAGGAUGGUCGUUUGUUCAUGAACAUUGGGCGUGAUGGGAUCUGGCUUGGUUGAGUUAUGAAUGAAUUUGUAGCUCUUACAUUUCAUGUGUAAUUGUGGGAAACGGAUAUGGAGAAUCGACAAUUGGGAGCUCGAAUCAACGAACAACUUUGGUGUC